This is a messenger RNA of Pungitius pungitius (ninespine stickleback), 1846 nucleotides long. RefSeq names its product RIO kinase 1 (yeast) (gene riok1). The coding region runs from base 86 to 1735 and encodes 549 amino acids. Gene Ontology annotation, biological process: maturation of SSU-rRNA. The transcript has 17 exons. Gene Ontology annotation, molecular function: ATP binding; protein serine/threonine kinase activity. NCBI's taxonomy places the organism in Eukaryota, Metazoa, Chordata, Actinopteri, Perciformes, Gasterosteidae. Gene Ontology annotation, cellular component: cytosol; preribosome, small subunit precursor. The record is from RefSeq and is a predicted model, not a curated record.
CACGUGCUCAGACCCGGAAGUGGACAAGCACGCCGCCGUGUGAGGAGCUGCUUGAGGUUCAGAGUCUUUUCUGCUGUGUGGCGUCAUGUCGGCGGUCACCUGUGUACCUGGUCAGUUUGAUGACGUAGAGGAGGACAGCAACCAAUCAGAGCUGUGUGCUGCAAGGCAUCAGAUCAGUGAUGUCACUGUGCAGCCUUCAUCAGACCCACCGGAGGACGAAGAAGAUGACUAUGAUGAAGACGACGACGAUGACGAUGAGGAGGAGGAGUGGAUGUGGCGUUCAGCAGGAGGAAAUCUCACCAAAAGAUACAACAGGACAGCAGUCAGCUGUCAGUCCAACAGACAGAAUCCGUCCAAUAAGACGCUGCAGUCGACUCCGUCUGACAAAGCUCUGAGGAAAUAUGAACACAAGAUCAACCUGGACAAACUGAAUUAUGCAGACUCGGUGAUCAAUAAAGUGACGACGAUGCAGAAACAGAAGGAAGCCGACACGUACCGAGUGAAGGACAAAUCGGAUCGAGCUACGGUGGAGCAGGUUUUGGAUCCUCGAACUCGAAUGAUUCUCUUUAAGAUGUUGAGUCGAGGAGUCAUCUGUGAAAUCAACGGCUGCAUCAGUACCGGGAAGGAGGCUAACGUUUAUCACGCCAGCACCUCUGCUGGAGAAAGCAGAGCCAUCAAGAUCUACAAGACCUCCAUCCUGCUGUUCAAGGACCGAGACAAAUACGUCAGCGGAGAGUUCAGGUUCCGCCACGGUUACUGUAAAGGAAACCCCAGGAAGAUGGUGAGAACCUGGGCAGAGAAGGAGAUGAGGAACCUGAUCAGGCUGCAGACGGCAGGAAUCCCGAGCCCUGAACCGAAGCUGCUCAGAAGUCACGUUCUGCUGAUGAGCUUCAUCGGAAAAGACAACAUGCCGGCUCCUCUGUUGAAGAACGCAGCUCUAUCGGAGUCAAAGGCCCGUGAGCUCUACCUGGAGGUUCUACAGAACAUGAGAAAGAUGUUCCAGGAGGCUCGACUCGUCCACGCCGACCUCAGCGAGUUCAACAUGCUAUAUCACAAUGGAGGCGCUUACAUCAUCGACGUGUCCCAGUCGGUGGAGCACGAUCAUCCGCAUGCCCUGGAGUUCCUCAGGAAGGACUGCAGUAAUGUCAACGAGUUCUUUGUGCGGCGCGGCGUCGCGGUGAUGACGGUCCGGGAGCUGUUUGACUUCAUCACCGACCCCUCCAUCACGUGCCACAACAUUGACCAAUACCUGGAGAAGGCGAUGGAGAUCGCGACCCAACGGACUUCAGAGGAGCGUUCGAAUCAGGACGGAGUGGACGAGGAGGUGUUUAAGAAGGCCUACAUACCCCGCACGCUGACGGAGGUGAGUCACUACGAACGAGACGUAGACCUGAUGAGGACGAAGGAGGAGGAGUCGGCCAUCUGUGGACACAGUGACAACGUUCUGUACCAGACGCUGACCGGACUGAGGAAGGAUCUGUCCGGAGUUCAAACGGUCCCGGCGCUCCUGGAAAAUGACCAGUCUUCGUCUUCUUCUUCUUCUUCUUCUUCAUCCGUCGAGGACGAAGAAGAAAAAGAGGAAAAUCUGCCGGAGCCGAGUGAGGAAGCCCAGAUAGACAAAAAGGAGAUGAAGAGAGUGGUGAAAGAAGCACAGAGAGAAAAACGCAAGAACAAAGUACCAAAACAUGUGAAGAAGAGGAAAGAGAAAGUGUCCAAGACAAAGAAAGGCAAAUGAUGACUUCCUGUUUGACCUAAUGGACUUCCUGUUUAUGACGAUUGGAUCGACCGCUUUUAUCAUCAGAGCAAACUGUUUGCAGUACAACUUUUAAUAAAACAUUUCCGUAGA